Messenger RNA from Rotaria socialis, 1413 nucleotides. The record is from the annotation of a GenBank genome assembly. NCBI's taxonomy places the organism in Eukaryota, Metazoa, Rotifera, Eurotatoria, Philodinida, Philodinidae.
AUGGUGGACGAAUCACGUGAUGUGUCAGGCCAUGAGCAACUAAGUGUAGUCUUACGUGUUGUUGAUAUUGAAAUAAAAACAAGUGAUGAAAAUCAACUGACAUCUCUAUUCAAAGAGUAUUUUCUUGGUUUUGUAAAACUUGAUGAAUUUGAUGCACAAACCUUGACAGAUGAAAUUGUCAAAUUCUUAUCGUCUUUAAAUAUUGACUUAAAUUAUUGUAUUGCUAUGUGCUUCGAUGGAGCUUCCGUCUUAUCAGGUAAGCAUGCUGGCGUUCAAGCAUUGCUACGUCAACAACAUAUUCCAAAUGCGAUAUACGUGCACUGUUAUGCACACAAGCUGAAUUUAGUUAUUUGUAAUGUUACGAAAAGUGUUCCUUAUUUAUCGGAGUUUUAUUCGAUUAUUAGCAAAAUUUAUACUUAUUUUCAUACAUCAAGUGUUACGAAUGAAACUUUUAAAAAGAUUCAACAACAAUUGAAGAUAGCUUUAAAUCAAAGUUUAGAAGAACUAGUAGAUAAAGGUACAGAACGUUCAAUAGAUGCACGAGGUCUAUUAUUGGCAUUAAAAGAACCAUUAUUUGUUGUAACUAUUUUCAUUCUACAUCGUCUACUUGGUAAAAUAAAAAUCUUGUCUGAUCAAUUAAAAUCUAAAUCGAUUGAUUUUGGCAAAGCGCAUACAUUGAUUAGUGCUGUUAUUAAUCAAAUUAAUGAACUUCGAAGUGAAGAAGAAUUUUCUAGGCUAUUUGGGCAAAUAACUGCAUUUUGCGUUGAAAAUAAUAUUGAUCUUGAUGUUAAAGUUAAACAAAGAAGACAAAGAACAAUAUCAACAAGAUUUAAAAAUUGUUCAGUUACAAGUACAAUAGGACAACGUGAAGAAAUUGAUAAUGAUAGUAAAUAUAGGGAUUUUAUUUUCUAUCCGGUAAUUGAUUCUAUUCUUGUUGAAAUGAACGAUCGUUUUUCAAAAAGCAAUAUGGAAAUUCUUCGUGGCAUAUCAUCCUUAUCACCUGACAGCUCAACGUUUUUGGAGGUGAAAGAAUUAACAGAUUUAUGUACUAUGUUACAAUGUGAUAUUGUAUCAUUGUCGAAUGAAGCUGAAGUAUUAAAGCCUAUGCUCAAACAAUCAAAAUCAAAAGAUAUAGUUGAUUUAUAUUUUGAAGUUUUACCAUUACAACAAGCAUUUCCCACGAUUAUACAUCUUCUUAUCGGUGCUAUGACUAUUCCUGUGUCUUCAACCACAACAGAACGAACAUUCAGUAAAAUGAAAUUAAUCAAAACUAGUGCACGUAAUACUAUGUCUGACGAUAGACUGAGUGAUUUGUCUUUAUUAGCAAUUGAAAGAGAUUUUGUUGUUGAUAACGAAAAAAUAAUUGAUGCUUUUGCCAUUCAGCACAAAAACAGUCGAAUAUUGUUGAAAUAA